This is a messenger RNA of Penicillium malachiteum, 1080 nucleotides long. RefSeq lists its product as uncharacterized. The coding region runs from base 1 to 1080 and encodes 359 amino acids. The transcript is spliced from 5 exons. NCBI's taxonomy places the organism in Eukaryota, Fungi, Ascomycota, Eurotiomycetes, Eurotiales, Aspergillaceae. The record is from RefSeq and is a predicted model, not a curated record.
AUGGGUUGGGUUUAUAACCUCCACCGGACGGAGCCCAACAGCUCCAUUUCGGAGGUGAUCGCCAUCAGCUUAGUUUUUGCCAUUCUGGCUCUGCUAGCCGUGUGCCUCCGAUUCUAUGUGCGGAUCCGGAGCAAACGUUUGCCGUGGUAUGAUGAUUAUGCUGCACUAGCUAGCUCGCUCUUAACAUUGGGAUAUGCUGGAAUCGCGGUGGCUCAAACGCGAUGGGGUCAGGGAUUGACGGCAGCGUACUUCCCACCAGAGAAUACCAUUACCUUUAGCAAGAUCCAAUAUGCAGGUGGCCCGGUUUACUGUCUCGAUGUGCUAGGCUUCAAGCUAGCUCUGUUGACCUCAUAUCUACGCAUUGCAGGCGUGGUGAACCUCUAUCGGAAAAUAAUCAUUGGGGCUAUUAUUCUUUGUGUGAUUAAUCAAUUGAUUUUCGCCUUCAUCAUCUCCAUCUCGUGUAUACCGGUUGCCAAACAAUGGAACUCGUCGCUUAAAGGCCAUUGUAUCAAUACUCAGCCAUUUUACUUUGCUCUGGGUGGUACCAGCAUUACCUUAGAUGUCAUCAUCAUCGCCCUUCCUCUCCCAGUCCUGUGGAAGUUGCAACUUCGAACAAAGCAGAAGAUAUUCUUGGUUGCCUUGUUUGCCCUCGGAUUCUUCGUCACCAUCGUCCAAGUCAUUCGAAUUCUCACCGUGAAGGACUUGAAAACCUAUACCGACAGCAAGAAUAUAGUCAUUUGGUCGUGCGUGGAGAUCAGUCUUGGGGUCGUCGUCAGCUGUAUUCCCACCUACGGGCCGCUCUUCAGGGAAUUCGCAUCUACUGUUAACUCGUACCGAAACCGCCAAAGCGGGCGUUCCUAUCAACUCGGCUCUAUGCCUGAGUCCCGCUCUGGCCCAGGAAACUCUCGGCGCAGAAGCGAGUUCGAGAUCAUGGCAGACGGUGAAGUGACAACAGUCACGACGAUUGGAUCUGGAGAUAGGAAAGCCAUCAAGGAUACAGACAGUGAGGAGCAUAUUCUUUCCGGGAAUGAUAAUCUCAAGGUGUAUGUAACCUCAGAGUCGUCAAUCAACGAAUCCUGA